AUGAAAAUACUUGACCAAAUUGAACAGUUAGUUGAAACCGAACAGAAGAGACCCGAAGAUAUUAUUAAUUGGUGUUUAGAUAAUCGAAAUUAUGAUAAUACAACACAAUGUAAACGCAUUAUUCAAUGUAUUCUCUCAGAUUGUUAUUUUAAUGGAAAAUGGGUUUCAGAAGAUAAAAUGAAAGCUUUUGAACUCAAUCGAAAAUCAGCAGAGAAUGGGACUGAAAUUAAUCAUAUAAAAUCAUUCAAAUGCUACCGUAAAGCAGCUAAAGAAGGAUGUGCUAUGGCUUAUAAUGGCUUGGGUGUUUGUUAUAAGGUUUCUGUCGGUGUUGGAGCUACAGAACUCACAUCGCUAGCCCUAGAUUGGUCUCUUGGGGCGCCUGAUUCAUUCGCAGUGUUCGCAGGUCUGACCCUUGCG
This is a messenger RNA of Cetraspora pellucida, 417 nucleotides long. The record is from the annotation of a GenBank genome assembly. NCBI's taxonomy places the organism in Eukaryota, Fungi, Glomeromycota, Glomeromycetes, Diversisporales, Gigasporaceae.